AGGUCAAGCAGCUAACGAUUGCUAGUAAACUUGGAAACGACGAACGAAGCUUCUCGGAUUUACUACUGGUAUUCAAAGGUAAACAAAACAAAAGUGAAACGUUAGUUUUUCAUCAAAAGCCGUUGCCUUUACAAACACUAUAUUUUAUGUUGUUUGCACAUCAACGUCGGAAGCUUCCUAAAGGCCUGCUAGCUGGAGUGUUUGCAACUAGCAGUCAUUACUUUUUAUUUAAUGAUAUUUUAAUAAUAAAAUAGCGCCACCGUUGAUCAAAUGAUGUAACUUUACACACCCCCAUUUACAUUUCGGCUUCUGGGAGCUAAUACCUGUCCUAUAUCCAUAUCUUCCUUGAUCGUCACGUUAGCAUGCUAAUGGUGCAUGUUUCGCGUCGACGCGAAUGAGAGCCAUUAACAUGCACAUAUGCACGCAUUUCAAACUUGUUAUAUGCUGCGUUAAAUGUAAAGAAAGUCAAACUUUAAGGAUACGUUAGUAUAGUAGUGGUCAUAGUUUAGUUUAUUUCGAACGUGCAUAAAGAACGUUACAUCGAAACAUAAUCUGAUUCCCCAUUUCAGCAAUGGAACAUGCCCGAAAAUUUUUUUUAUGAAUUUAUGUUAUUGCUAUAGAACGUGAACAAUAGUCCAGCAACUGCCUAUAUUUGGAAGGCAUGAUCUCCAGCAGGAGAUCGUGCCACGCAGUGUGAAUCCCGGUACGUUCCUAGCAUCUCUACAAAUUACAAAAUUGUGCAGAAAUGUAUUUGAUUUCAGGAGUUCAAUUAAGACAAAGAGACCAAUUAAAGGCUCAGGAAGUUUUUGCAGUUCUUUUUUGGAUUAUUGUGUGAACCAGUAUGUUUACAAAUUUUAUGAGACAAUGAAUUUGGGCUUUUUGGAUGACUUUUUAAAAACUAUAAUCAUGAAAAUGAGUAAGAAAUCCAAUUAUUGAAAAAUUUCACUCCUCAUGAAUCAAUAGGAUAUAAGAGUUUCACUUUUUGAAUUGAACUACUGAAAUAAGUUAGUGUUCACAAAUAUUCUAAUUUGUUGAGAUCAUGUGGUUGUUGUAUGCACAAUGUCACCUGGAAAUAGCUGUCUUAAUAAAUCCUGUUAGAGUUGGUGUGUCUUUGCUGUUAGCGUUUCUUUUUUGGUGUCUUUUCUUAAGCAUGACCGGCAGGAAGUGAGAGUGAGUGAAUGACUGUGAAUCCCACAGGAAAACCAGAGUGGACAAGCUGAGAUGAGAAGACAUGUUCCAGGAACCAUUCCUGUCCAGGCUGCAGUGCUCCAGUUCACUGCAAUAACCACAUUUUGUUUUUGUAACAUUUUCCAGCUUUGUGUUGACAUCGAAGCAUUAUACCUCUUCUGCUCCGGAACCCAUCAACCAAUCUCCUCUUCAGCAGGCUCCCUGGGUGCUUUGACCUCAUCGGCCGGCAGGCAACCUCCUGGAGGUUGGUUUGGCUCACAGACUCCCCCAGCAGCCUGUUCCCCACAUACCAACAACAGCUCCUUGGGUUACUGAUGUAGACAUUAAUGUUGUUAGCUUGCAAAACCCAUGUCUCACCCACUGUAUAACCCGUAUGAGAACCAAAGAAGACAGGCAGAGAUGGACUCCCGUAGGGUCUCUUCUCUGCUCGGUGUUGGAUCCAGCCUAGGCUCUUCCGCAGGUCCAUCGCAGGCUUCUGACAGCAAGACGCUUUCCUCAAUGGUGCCCACAUACCAAUCCAUGCAAAGAGUCCCGUUCAAUGAAGCCCUGCACAGGUCCGGCGCCACUCAUGUUAGCAGAACCACAGAAGAGGUGAGACUUCAGGCCAUGCACCAGCCGUCAGAUCAAGACAUUCGCCGGCAAGAGUUUAUCUCUGGGGGUGGGGGAUUGAGCUCUUACCACAGCCUCAGCAGAGGUUCUGACAGCAAAUGCAGUGUUGGACCCUUGAACCGGUUGUCUGGCUACAGCCAACCUUCUGCUGACAAAUCGUCUGUUUAUUAUCCGUCGUCAACUCCAGCAGGCUGCACUGUGCUCAAUGUAUCGAGUGAGUGUCAGCGGGACUUUUGCUCCAUUCCAGGCUUAGACGGUUUUGACAGGCCAGACGUAAAACAAUCUGCGGCCUCUUCUGAGCGCAGUCAACCUAAGUAUACCUCUGAGUCAGCGGCCAACAUCCUUUUGCACUUUGGACUUGAAAAGGAGGACUUAGAACAUCUUAUCGCCUACUCCGAAGACCAGAUUACGCCUGCCAACUUGCCGUUCAUCUUGCGCCAAAUCCGCAUUCAGAAGGCCAAGAAGGCCUCAGAUGCAGAUCGGUCAAAACCAUUUCCUGAACCUGCGGCAACCAGUGGCACUGGCGGUUUGGCCACUUGGAGCAGUUCUGGAGUGUCUGGGAUGGACCAGGGGGACACCGCAUCUCCUCUUCUCCAGUCUAGUAAAGUCAUUGACUAUGGUCAUACACGCAAAUACACUGGCAGUGUGGGGGAGGAUGCUGCGAGCAGAGCUGAAAGUGCUGAGAGCGACACUUUGUUGAUGAUUGACAAUUUGGAUAGAGGCGCACGCACUCAAGAGCUGGCACAGCAUGCGGCAAGAAGCGCUUCCCAGGACCAGGCAAGUUCUGGCUCUUCUUUCAGCUCCAUGCUGACCUCGGCUUCUCCAAAAAGUAACAUUGCAGUCAAAGGAGAGCGGAUCCAAGCAAUGCAGACUCAACAAUCAAUAUUCAACUCUUUCUCCCAGCCAGUGAAAGACACAGACAUGCGAGAUGUUCCAUCUCAAACCCCGAAAGCCCAUCCUUUUAAACAGGUGGAAACUCAUCCGGAGCCCACCUUAAAAUCACAAACCCCCUCCAGUCUGUUUCGUGGUGUCCAUCCGAACAGACCUGGCCUUGUGGUCCUCUGUUCAAAUACCGCCAGUGAGAAGCCUAAGGGUCAAGGUUCAGCUGGUGCAAAGCAGGCCAAAAACCUUGAGACCGUGGAGCAGCCGAGGCGGCAGCAGCAGCAGCAACAACUACAACAGAAGCAGCAGCAGCAGAAGAAGCAGAAAUCGCAGCCACAAAAAACGGACAAUCAGAAGCCACCAGCGCUUCAGAAGCAGCAGGUGCCCAAGAGUGAGGCCCAGCAGACACCCAUAAAGCUACCCACCCAGUUGGGACAGACGAUGUGGCCACCCACUUUCACCACAGCGCAGUCACUUGAUCACCUGCCACCUGCGUUCAACAUUCCCAGCAUGUUGAAGGUGGACAGACAGCCCUUGUUCCUUGUGGAUCAUAGCGCUGGCGGCAUACAUCUUCCACGGGCUCACCCAGCGCAGGUGGUGGUCUCCAAGGGUUUGCCGACGGCAGCCAUGAUGCAGGAUUAUGCUGCGGCCACGCCCAGAGUCUUUCCACACUCGUGUUCUUUGUGUAACAAAGAGUGUGCGCUCAUUAAGGACUGGAUCGCUCACCAGAACACAACCCUUCACCUUGAGAGCUGUAAAGUCCUACGAAAGCAGUAUCCAGAUUGGGAUGGAGAGUUGCGUACUGUCUGUGGUAAUGAAGGACAGAAGUCCACAUCCACCUCACAGUCUCAGCAUAAGAAAAGCCAGCGUAGGAGUCGCUCGUCUUCCCGCUCUCAUAGUCCUCGGCGGCGGCGGCGCAGUUCAAAUACCCGGCGAGACCGGAGGAAGAGUCGCUCACGUUCGCCUUACACCCCCAGAUACAGUCGCAGGUCGCGUUCUUACUCCACAAGCUCGUCGUCCAACCACGGUCGCUCGCGCUCAAGAAGCUAUGAGAGGCGUCGCUCUCCACGCAGAAGCCAGGAGGGGCACUCGUCGUCAAGGAGGAGCCGCGAGAGGCGGUCCUUGUCGCAGAGCCGCCGCAAUAAACGCUCUUCACCCAAGAGAAGCCAGGCUGGACACUCGUCGAGGAGGAGCCGCGAGAAGCGGUCCUCGUCGCAGAGUCGCCGCAAUAAACGCUCGUCACCCAAUAGAAGCCGUGAGAGACGUUCUUCCCCCAGGAAGAGCCUCGAAGACAGCGCCACCUCAUCCAGGAGCCACCAGAAGUCAACCAGUGCAGAACGACUUGCUAAGAAACUUCUGCAAUCAUCAGCUGUCCAGUCUCUGUCGAAGCAGUCCGAUGUGGAGGCUGUGGUUAAAACACUGGCCCCUGCCUUGUUGGCCGAGUUGGCCAAGAUGAAGUCACCUCCUUCACAAGAAGGCACCUCCUCUUCGCAGUCCUGCACAGCACCGAAGAUAUCUUCUGCCUCCUCCUCAGCAACAGCCACCAAAAAGAAGGCUGCUAAAGUGAUGCCGGGCCAGGAAAAAGAUUCAUCUGCAAAGAUUAAGUCUGGUAAAAGCUCUGCUCCAACCAUUGUGACGCUAGAAGGAAUUGUUAAUUCUCUUUCCUAUGGCGACAUGGUCGCUGCCGCCAAGCAGUACGGAAAAACCAAAUCAGUUGUUAUGUUUCGCUCCAGACUGCAGGCAGUGGUGUGUUAUGAGAAAAAGGAAGAUGCAGAGAAACUGAGGAACGUGAGAGAAUUCAAACUAAAAGGAUUUCCAAUCACUGUAGUGGAAGAAAAGGAGACGGUCACCAAGAAGAAUUCUCAGACAAAGCCUGAUGCCUUGUCCAGUGUCUCUACCACUCAAACAUCUAAAUCAACAAGCGCCCCUUCUUCAAAAAGUGCUAUACCUGCUGCAAAAUUGUUGGUUUCCAAAGCAAAGAACAUCUCAAGCAAGCAUGUCAUCAAGAGCGAGAAAGGAGCUGUGAAGAAAGGUCCAGUAAUAGCACAGUUAAAAAAAACUUCUAGUGUUAAGACAGCUCAAGGGUCAAAGGUCAUCAGUAAAGCACCCAAAGGUGAAACUCUAACAGACAUAGUUAUAUCAGGAGGCACCAUCGAAGAGGAGGAACCGUCCAAAUGUAGCACUGCAGAAGAGCAACACAAUCUGGAGGGCUCAUCUGAGCUGAAUGACACCUCGUCCAACAUCUCUACUACUCAAACAUCUAAAUCCACUAGCACCCCUUCUGUAACAAGUGCUGUACCUGCUGCAAAAGCCCACGUGUUAGUUUCCAAAGCAAAGAACGUCUCAAGGAAACAGGUCAUCCAGACGGAGAAAGGAGCUGCAAAAAAAGGUCCAGCAAAAGCACAGUUAAAAACCACCUCCGUUGUUACAUCAGCUCAAGUGUCAGAGGUCAUCAGUGAAGCACCCAUAACUCUGGUAACAAACAAAGUGAAUCCAUCAGGACAUGCCAUUAAACAAGAGGAGGAGCUGUUCAAAUGUAGCCCUGCCAAAGAGCAACAGAAUCUGGGGGUGUCAUCUGAGCUGAAAUUCAAAGAAGAAGAGACCACACAAGGAGAAGCGGCCAAUGUUGGACCAGCAAGUGUGACAGAACCUCGAAGAGACCACACCACAAGGGCCGAAAAAACACCACCAGAAGUGGCCAUUUUUAAAUCAGCAAGUCUGACAGUACCUCCAGGAAACCACACCACCAGGGCCAAGACCACACCACCAGAAGCAACCGAUGUUGGACCAGCAAGCGUGACAGAACCUUCAAGAGACCACACCACCAAGGCUGAACCAACACCACCAGAAACGGCUGAUGUUGGACCAGCAAGCCUGACAGUACCUCCAGGAGACCACACCAUCUGGGCCAAGGCAGCACCACCAGAAGCGACCGGUGUUGGACCAGGACUGGUGGCAGUACCUCCAGCAGCCCACACCAUCAGGACCGAGACAACAUCACCGGAAGUGGUCAAUGUUGGACCAGCUAGUAUGACAGAAACUCUAAGAGCCCACACCACCAGGGCCGAGACCGCACCACCAGCAGCCGACAAUGUUGGACCAGCAAAUGUGACAGAACCUCAAACAGAAGAGGUGAGCGACCCACCACUUCCAGAACCUGACCUUCUAGAGCCAAUGGAAGUGGACACUUGCACAGCGGCUGAGAAGCAACUUGACAAGAGCACGGGGAAACGGCAAAGUACUAGGCACCAAGCGGAACCUGCAGGACCACUGGCGUCUACCAAACUUGAUUCACUAAUUGAGCAACCAGAUGAAGCUGAUCUGGACACCAAGCUAACACGGGCAGGAGACAACACACAAGAACAGAAGCAGCAAGCAAUGGCAGCCAAGAUGCCACUAGAGGCAGCAGCCAAGACGCCACCGGAGGCAGUAACGGUGCAGGAUACGACAUCGUCCCACUGCUCUGAUGCAGCAGCGAGACACACCAUCGGAGAGAUGGUGGAACAACAUCUGCAUCAAAACAGAAUCAUGUGUCUCAAGAACAAAACCUGCUUCACACCAAGAUUUUUGUCACUUAACAAGAAGCAGCUGUUGAUCACACACCUGCCCAAAUAUCAUGACGGUUGCUACAGGGAGGAAGACGUCGCUCAGUUGUUGAAACCAUUUCGAUUUAAGUACUUGGACGAGAACAUCUAUGUUAUUCCUCAAAAAUGCAUGGCGUUUGCUCAACUGGCGGAUGCUGAGGAUGUUCUGGCUGCUCUUAAAGCUAGCAAAAACAAAGAUUUUGCUCUCAAAGGCUUUAAGGAGAAACUCCAUCUGCAUGUGCUGGGUGAAAACGUCCCCAUGGCACCGGUUGGCUUUUACAGAUCGCUGAUGAGGUUGAUGAAUUCUCCUGUGGUCGACCACGGUACGAGAACCAUUUUCAUCAAGAACAUCUCUCAAAGUGAGACUGCCAGCCUCCGGGAAAUUUUGAGAAAGAUUGACUUUGUCAAAAACUUCCUGCCUCUCCUUAACAAGAUAUGCAUUGAGAUGGCUGACUCCACAGGCGUUAUGCUUGUGCUAGAGAAAUCCAAACAUUUCUCACCAAAUCCUGGCAAAAAGCGUGUAACUUGGCUUGCAGUUGAAGGCUUUGAGAGUGUGAGUAUCUUGAAAAGAUGUCUGACGGAUCGCAGUGUGAUUACAUUGAACCCCGAGAAGGACAGGAAGGAUAUCAGCACUCAGGCUGCUGUGCGCUCCACGGUUCUCGCCGCUCCAUCAGUUGCCCUUGAAAAAACCACAGAGGCACCACACCAGCGACAAACCGCAGCCAAACAUAAUGGUGGGAAAACAGUGGCUCGUGACGAUAAAGAGAAACACACUGCAACUUCAUCUGCUGCUCUCUUGCUCCCUAAAAGAAAUGAAGCAAAGAAGCCAAGUAAGAGCUCACGCAAGAGAAAAAAGAAUCAACGGAAAGGAAAAGACAAGGAGGACUUCACAGAAGACAAUAUUCCUCCAUAUGCACUUAUUUUUGAUGAGCAACCUUUCAACAUGGAUGACUUUGUCACUGUGGAUGAAGUUGGGGAGGAGGGAACUAACGAGUCCUCUGCUGGGCACCGCUCCCUAUCCAAGAAGUUAUCCUCCAAACCUGCAUCCAAACAAACCAACACCAGCACCUCAAAAGAUUCAAAGAGCUCUGCAUAUUCCUCAUCAGCCUCCUCCAGGUCCACCAGAAGCUCAGAAAAACACAGCCCGUCUUCUCGCUCAGUGUGCGAAAAGUCCAAGGGUUCCUUUGAAACUAAAGCCAAAGACUCAGAGGCUGAAUCCCAGAUGUGUUUGCAGCCGUCGUCAUCCUCUGCUUGUGAAGAAGAGAGGAUGACAACUUCAGCGACAAAGGAAAGCUUUCAAGUGUUGGACAGCGUGGGCUAUGAGGAGAAGCCUCUCUCAGAGGACAGCAGCCACAUGGAGCAGCAUCACAUCAACCAGCUUGAAAAUGACAAAAAACAACUCCCUGAGAAAGAUGAGACUACUCCACAAGUUCAUACACCCAAAGAUAAAGACGAAGCUACCAAAGAUCAGGUCCAAGUGAUUGCUCCAGACGACAAGUCUCCUCUGAGGGACAAAGUAGACAAGCAGAAGACAAAUGUGGAGGACGACAAGGAGGUGACAGCAGAACCUUGUCAAACAAAGGAGGACAACCAUGACACACAUGUUGUAGAAACUUCAGCUGGCCUGCUAUGUAAAGAAAACACUAUGGCCUCAGAAGAAGAAGAGGCAUACCACGUGAUCGAUUCUGUGGAAGAGCAGCCAACUUCCACUGAGAAUGAGUGCAAGCGCAAGGAAAAAAGUGACCAGGAAGUGUCUUCUCCAAGCAGAGCAUCCAAGAGAGAAGAGCAAGAGUCUCCAAAGAAGCACACCACCACUGGACCUCCUGAGGCUGAGCAGAAGCACCAGGUGGUUGAUUCUGUCCAAGUUAAACAUUCCAGCAGCACGUCGACACCAGGUAGGAGGAGGAGCACACGAGGAAAGACUCAGGGUACAUCUGUGAAGGACGAGGAACCCACUUUCCACAUUUUGGACUCUGUGGAUGCUGAGACGGUCCAAGAAGAACCCACCAUCACAACCAGAUCUAGCAGAGGAAAAAGAGGAAGGCCAUCUAAGAAAGAUGCUCAUAGUGAGAAAAGAGUUGAAGAAGAAAUUACACCAACAAGGAAGAGGACAAGAACUUCACAGGGAACAACCAGAGAAGAAACACCAACCAAGAAGACUGAGUCUGUCCUAAAAGACGAGGUGAAGAGUCUUCCAUCUCUGAGAAAAGGAAGAAGAGGAAGACCUAAGAAAGCUGUCCAAACAGCUAAAAGUGAAGAUGCCUGCUUAGAAAAGAGAGAACAAGACACUGAUGGUGAAGAAGAAGCCACUUUCCAGGUCCUGGACUCUGUGGAGGACGAAAUGCUCCAUGAUCACAAGAGUCCAAAGGAGGAGGACAUGACUGACAGCAAACAUAAGGAAGGAACAAAUGAGAUCAUUGAUUUUUUGAGUGAAGGACCAGCCAAAGAAGAGCAUUUAGAAUUUGGUGAUGAGAAGGAGGGAAAGGAUGAACCUGUGGAAACAUCACAAUGUGCUAAGCGCACUCGACGAGAAUGCCAUGCAAGACAUCUUUUAUGUUCUGUAUCAUCAGAAGACAAAAGCUUGGUGGAACAGAAGAAGGUGCGACAGGUGGAAGAGGUGGAGCCUGAACAAACAUCCCCAUCGAACUGGAGAGGCAGAGCCAAGAAGAGAAGCAGACUGACUUCUGGUGAGCAGCAUCAUGAUGCCUGCUUAGAAAUGAAGGAACAAUACGCUGGUGAUGAAGAAGUUACAUUUGAGGUCCUGGACUCUGUGGAGGACGAGACGCUGCGUGAUCACAAUAGUCCAAAGAAGGACAUGACUGACAGCAAACAGGAGGAAGAGUCAAAUGCGAUCAUCGAUUCUUUGAAUAAAGGUCUAGCCAAAGAAGAGCCUGUAGAUAAUGAUGAUAAGGAGGGCCAAGAUGACACUGUGGAAGCAUCACAAUGUGCUAUGCGCACUCGACAAGGACGCCAGACAAGAAAACAUUUUUCUUCAUCAUCAGAAGACACAACCUUGGUGGAAAAGAAGAAGGUGGGACAGGUUGAAGAGGUGGAGCCUGAAGAAGCAUCCCCGUCGUACUGUAGAGGCAGAGCCAAGAAGAGAAGCAGACUGACUUCUAGUGAGCGUCAUCAUGAUGCCUGCUUAGUAAAGAAGGAACAAGAUGCUGGUGAUGAAAAAGAAGCUACAUUCCAGGUCCUGGACUCUGUAGAGGACGAGACGGUCCAUGAUAACAGUCCAAAGGAGGAGGACAUGACUGACUGCCAGCACAAGGAGGAAGACACAAAUGAGAUGACUGAUUUGUUUCAUGAAUGUCCAGCUAAAGAAGAGCCUUUAAAUGAUACUAAGAAGGAGGGCAAAGAUGAAGCUGUGAAAACAUCCCAAUAUGCUAAGCGCACUCGACAAGGACGCCGGAAAAGACGCCUUUUAAGUUCUUCUUUUUCAGAAGGCAGCACAAGCUUGGUGACACGGGACAAGGUGGUGCAGGUUGAAGAGGCGGAGCCUGAAAAAGCGUCCCUGCCCAACUGGAGAGGCAGAACCAAGAAGAGAAUCAGACUGACUUCUGGUGAGCAUCAUCAUGAUCCCUGCUUGGAAACGAAGGAAGAAGAUCCUGGUGAUGAAGAAGAAGCCACAUUCCAGGUCUUGGACUCUGUAGAAGACGAGACGCUCCAUGAUCAAAAUAGUCCAGAGGAGGACAUGACUGACAGCCAGCAUGAGGAGGAAGGGACUUAUCGAGUUGUAGAUUGUUUGGAUGAAGGUGUUUGUGUUGGAGUGAAGGAGGAAGAACCAGGUGAAGAAAUCAGCCCAGUCGGCACACGUGAAAAAGUCAAACUGGAGGCUGAUGUGAAAGAGGAAGACGAGCUGGCGACUGGGGGAAAAGAUGUGAAGACUGAAACUCCAACGACCUCUGAGAAGAAACAAACGCCCCCCAACAAAGACGACAGCAGUGUUUGGAAGCUGGAUCAAGUGAGCGAUGAAGAGGAGGAUUUCUCUGACGACAUGGCUGAGGAGGAGCUGAGGAGGCAAGCAAAGGAGGAUAAGUUGAGCUCUGUGAGGGCAGAAGAGAAGACCAUGGGAGCAGAGGAGAGAAAGCCAAAUGGAGGAAGUGAGGAUGAGGAGGAGCUGCUCACUCUGGAUGACAUCUCUGACGGAGAGCUGCAAGCUCUGGUCACUCUGGAUGAGAUCGUGGUGGAGGAAGAAGAAAAGGUGGAACAGAAGGCACCGACGCACUGCCCAUCAGACCAAUCAGAGGACUGUUUUAACCUUCAGACCUUGCUGACUUUAGAUGCAGCAGGCGGCGAUGAUGAUGAGAAGGAGGACGACAACACAGAGGACAACGCGGCCAUGGUGACGCUGGACCAGGUGGGACAAGUUGAAGAGGUGGAGCUUCAAGAAGUGGCCCUGCCCAACUGGAAGAGACAGAGCCCGAGUCCUGCCGGGAAAGCUAGUGGAGGGAUGGAAGUGGUUGUCAAGGACGCCCCACCACCAUGUUUGCCAAGCGACCACCAGGAAGACGCUGAUCCAGUGGAGGGCAGCGCUCCAUCUGCUGGACAGACUGGAGUUGUGAGCAAACGGCAGGCGGAGCUUAUUGAGGCAGGAGCAAAGCGAGCACGUUCACAGUCUCCGUAUGUCUCUGCAAAAUUUGAACUACCCGCGUUCAAACCCAACAACCCUCUUGGUACAGAGUUUGUCGUCCCCAAACAUGGUUAUUUCUGUGAACUGUGCUCCAUUUUCUACAUGAAAGAGAGCACAGCCAAAGACAUCCACUGCAGCAGCAAGAGACACUACAGCAACCUGAAGAAAUAUUACCAGUGUAAGAAGUUGAGAGUGUCAACUCAAGGAUCCAUCUCCGAUUGAGUUCUGAAAGGUCCAUCAUGUUGGCGACGCUGUGAAUUACUGUGAUUGAAUACUAAGUUUAAUCUUUUACAUAAUUAGGCAGUAAAGCAUAAUUUUACACUUCUUUUUCCUUUAGAUAUUUCUGUACAUUUAUCUAAUCAUUAAUUAAAAUUCAACUCAUCCACAA
Messenger RNA from Dunckerocampus dactyliophorus (ringed pipefish), 11284 nucleotides. RefSeq lists its product as uncharacterized. The transcript has 25 exons. NCBI's taxonomy places the organism in Eukaryota, Metazoa, Chordata, Actinopteri, Syngnathiformes, Syngnathidae. Gene Ontology annotation, cellular component: nucleus. Gene Ontology annotation, molecular function: nucleic acid binding; zinc ion binding. The coding region runs from base 1537 to 11118 and encodes 3193 amino acids. The record is from RefSeq and is a predicted model, not a curated record.